CAACAACACAGUAUCAACCAAACCACACUUAACCAUAAACUCCUCAACACACUCAUUUUCAUACCCAAAAACAUCAUGGAACCAUUUAAGCUUCUUUUUCUCUUUCUCAUUACUCUGCUUCUUGUGUUCAAGCUCGCACUCUGUUUCUGGUGGAGACCUAGGAAAAUCGAAGGCCAUUUCUCCGACCAAGGAAUAAGAGGACCCCCUUAUCGUUUCUUCGUCGGAAAUGUUAAGGAACUUGUCGGAAUGAUGAUGAAAGCCUCUUCUCAACCCAUGCCUUUCUCUCACAACAUUCUCCCUAGAGUCCUUGCCUUCUACCAUCACUGGAACAAACUUUAUGGUUCGACAUUCCUGGUUUGGUUUGGACCCACCGUUCGAGUCACCAUCGCUGAUCCAGACCUCAUCCGAGAAAUCUUGACCUCCAAGUCAGAAUUGUAUGAGAAAAACGAAUCUCCCCCGCUUGUGAAGCUGCUUGAAGGUGAUGGACUCCUGAGCCUCAAAGGAGAAAAAUGGGCUCACCACCGCAGAAUCAUCUCUCCCACCUUUCGUAUGGAGAAUCUCAAAUUGUUGAUACCGAAUAUGGCAGCAAGCGUGGUUGAGAUGUUGGAGAAGUGGAAGACAGAGGCCGAGAAGGGUGAAGUGGAAAUCGAAGUUUCAGAAUGUUUUCAAACAUUAACAGAAGAUGUGGUGACUAGGACAGCGUUUGGAAGCAGCUACGAAGAUGGGAAAGCGGUUUUCCGGUUGCAAGCCCAACAAAUGGAACUAGCAGCUGAUGCCUUCCAAAAAGUGUUCAUUCCAGGUUCCAGAUUCUUUCCGACGAGGAGGAAUUUAAAUUCUUGGAAAUUGGAUAAGAAAAUGAAGAGAUCGUUGGUGAAGUUGAUCGAUGGACGAAAAAAAGAGAAUGCGUGUGGGAAUGAAGAUACGAAGGGGGCGAAAGAUUUGCUGGGGCUUAUGAUUGGGGCAUCCGCCACCAAUGCGAACGUAACGGUUGAUGACAUCGUGGAAGAGUGCAAGACAUUUUUCUUUGCAGGGAAACACACCACUUCCAACCUGCUGACGUGGAGCACGAUUCUGCUUGCGAUGCACCCGCAGUGGCAGGUACAGGCACGUGAGGAGGUGGCGAUGGUGUGCGGGGCACGUGACAUCCCUACCAAGGACGAUCUCCUCAAGCUUAAGACAUUGACGAUGAUCGUGAACGAGUCUCUGAGGCUGUACCCUCCGACGAUCGCAACGAUCAGAAGGGCGAAAGGUGACGUGGAGCUGGGGAAGCUGAAGAUCCCGUGCGGGACAGAACUCCUGAUCCCCAUCCUGGCCGUUCAUCACGAUCAGGCCACGUGGGGCAGCGACGCGAACGAGUUCAAUCCUGGGCGUUUCUCCAACGGCGUAUCUCGCGCGGCGCGCCACCCUUUUGCAUUUAUCCCCUUCGGGCUCGGUGCGCGAACCUGCGUGGGACAGAACCUGGCGCUUCUUCAAACCAAGCUCACCCUGGCCAUCAUGCUUAGCCGUUUCACUUUCAAAUUGGCCCCAUCCUAUCGCCACGCGCCGACGGUCCUCAUGUUGCUCUACCCUCAGUAUGGCGCGCCGAUCAUUUUCCAACCCAUUGCCACCGGCGCAGCCACCGUGGAUUGUUGAUGAUGAUGCGUUAUGGCUAUGCCAGCACGUUUGCGUAGAAUAAGUGUAUAUUGGGUUCAGUUUAGGGAUCAAAACCCCCUUGUGGCUUUUGGAAAAUUGAAGACCAAAAAAGAAAAAAAAUGUAUGGAUUAGGGUUUUAUUGAGUGUUUAAAAGAGAAUUUCAAAAGUUUAAAAUUAGCCAAGAACAAAUUAUAGGCACGUGGUUUGUGUGACUUCUAUCAUUUACCAUCGACAAGCUAAUGAAUAUUCUCCUACAAUUUG
This is a messenger RNA of Vigna unguiculata (cowpea), 1893 nucleotides long. Its product is annotated as cytochrome P450 734A1-like. Lineage: Eukaryota; Viridiplantae; Streptophyta; Magnoliopsida; Fabales; Fabaceae. Gene Ontology annotation, biological process: brassinosteroid metabolic process; brassinosteroid homeostasis. Gene Ontology annotation, molecular function: iron ion binding; heme binding; monooxygenase activity. The record is from RefSeq and is a predicted model, not a curated record.